AAGAAUAAGGUGUAAAAAGGUUCAGUAAGACUAGGUGAUCUUUUAAGAUUCCUUAAAGAUUUAAUUAGUCACCCCCCCUUUUGUGGGUGACUAAAGCAAACAAAACAAAAUUGUAUUUCUAUUACAGUGUUUCAGCAGGCUUUUCAAAUUGAUGGCUUGUGCUCCUUGCUUUGUUAUCUCAGAUUAAAUUAUUCCUCUGCUACUUUCUGAGGGGUUUAAAGAUUAAAAUCAGCCUAAAGUGCUCUCAGUCAAACAUCAGGCACUCUUCUAUAAAAAUAGACAUGAGAAAUUAGGUCUCUUAUCCCCAAUUUAUCUAUUGCAUUCACUCCAAACAUUUAAAUAGCACAUAUACCCUUGCAUUUAUUCAAUAUUAACCUCUUUCUUUCACCUCUUUCACUCAUUUUUCAUGCAUGCUUUAUCUUCAAAACAGAAACAAAAGCUGCUGCUGCUUUCUGUAGCCUUCACCUCGCAUGUGACCAACCCCCGCUGUUUGCCGACAUGGUAUUUCCCGAGAACAAGCAGUCGCCUCCCCUCCCUAAGUCAGAAUUGUCUCCACUCCAAGAAAAUACACAGUACCUUCCAGUCGAGUAAAGAAACUUUAGUCACAUUCUUUCAGCUGGACGCCCACAGAUACAGCUAGAUUUGAAAAAAGGGGUCAGGUUUUCUUGACUGGAGGUUGUUUGUGUGGAAAUUCAGGCUGACAAGUCAUGACGAGAAUACUUCUGAAUUCCUGGGAGAUCCUGUGAAACCUCCUCCCCUCCUUUUUCCAAUGUUUCAGUGGUUGGGGCCAUGGCCUCUCAGUCAGGCAACAUGAACCGUGAAGACCGGAAUGUGCUCCGAAUGAAAGAACGAGAAAGGCGAAAUCAAGAAAUCCAGCAGGGAGGAGGAGAGGCCUUCCCAGCAAAUUCCCCUCUCUUCCCCGAACCCUACAAAGUGGUGAGCAAGGAAGAUAAACUGUCCAGCCGUAUCCAGAGCAUGCUGGGCAACUACGACGAAAUGAAAGAGCCAAUUGGUGACACCAUUCCAAAACUUAAUAGUAAACCAUCCAACAGCUCGUCUUCCUCUGAGGAGAAGUCGGGUCCACCUUUGUUUGGUGGGGACCAGCGGUGUGGCGGCAGCAGCCAGAGCAGUAAGUGGACCCCUGUUGGCCCCGCAGCGGGCGGAUCUUCAUCCCAGUCCCAGAAACGCUCAGGACUCCAGGGCGGGCACAGCAGCCAGAGGAGCAACGGAGGUGGUAGCGGCAGCAGCAACAGUAGCCAGAGAGGAGAGGUGCGGGAAAAAAAGUCAAGUAAACACAGCGGAGGGUCCGAUCACUCGAAGUCACACACGUCAAGUCCGGCAAAGGGCUCUCUAAGUUCCUCCAGUAGUCACUCGCGGAGCUCUUUGUCUGCUGAGCAGCAUCACAACAAGGACCGCUACCGCUCAAAGUCACCGCGAGACAGAGAGGCCAACUGGGACUCACCUUCACGGGUUCACACGUCCUUCCCCAGUGGACAGCACUCAAGUCAGGCCUUUCCCCCAUCUCUCAUGUCCAAGCCCAGCACAAUGCUGCAAAAACCAACAGCCUACGUGCGGCCUAUGGAUGGCCAGGAAACAGCAGAACCUAAGAGUUCACAAGCGGAAAGCUACACUGGACAGUCGCAUAGCAGCACUGUGGGAGAGAUGAAGUCCAAGCUUGCCAAACUUAAGAUCCCUUCCCAACCUGUAGAGGGAUCCGGUGAUGCCAACUGUGUCGACGAAAUUCUGAAGGAAAUGACUCAGUCGUGGCCCCCUCCUUUGACAGCCAUCCACACUCCCUGUAAAACAGAGCCCUCCAAGUUUCCAUUCCCCACCAAGGAUACUCAUCCUUUUCCAAGUGGGCACAAGCGAGGCAGUUCAUCAAAGAGCUCGAGUAGCCACCAAGCCAAAGCUUGCGAUGACCAGCCCACUAGGUUGGAGGAAGACCUAAGGCUAAGCAGCAGUGAGGACAGUGAUGGAGAACAGGACUCUGCCAAGAAUGCCUCAAGGAACACAUCAGCAAGCCAUUUUGUGUCUUACUCUUAUAUUUUGUUAGGAGUUCAAUCAGUGAGACUGUUUCCUAAUUCUGUGCUCCCCUCUGUGCCCCUUCAGCCUGAAAAACCCAUGGCAAACAAGUGGCAGUUGGACAACUGGUUCAAGAAAGCCAAGCAGUUCUCACCCUCAUCUCCAGUGGACAACAAUAACGUCCCACCCAAAUUCAAGAAAGAUGGCCGAGAUAACAGCUCAGGGCGCAGCUAUAGUAGCCAAGGAGGAGGGUCAAAAGAUUCAGCAGCACCCACCCCAAGCAGGGACCUGCGGGCAGCCCAGAAAGGUGCAGAAGGUGGCCGUGGCCGGCAAAAGUCACCCGCACAGAGCGAGGGUGGCACAAAUCCACGUAUUCGAGUGGGUAAAAAGCAGCCUAAAAAAUCAGAGAAGCCUCCUGUGGUAGAGGAACCAAAGGGAGGUCUGAGAGUGGAGAGUGAGCCGGCUCCAGAGAUACCUCCUCAUCAGCCCAAAGCUGCUACGAAGGGUUCACGCAAACCAAGCAAUAAAAAAGAACCCAAAUCCUCGCCGAGGCCCACUACUACUCCCUCCAGCACUGCAGCCCAGCGCAAGCCCAAGGCAGCAACCAAGACUUCUCAGAAAUCUCGUGAAUUUGUUGACACAGACUUUUCAUCAUCAGACUCCGAAGGAAACGACAGCAUCCCGUCCUCAUCCCAGACACCCAAGUACACAGAGAGUAUCAGGACACCCGUGUGCGUUUUUUCACCUGGGGAAGAGAGAGGGCUGCUGUCUCCUCUCAGUGACCCCGAGGACCGCUACCCUGCGAGACAGCCUCAGCAGCAAGUUUUAUUAGUCAAGAUAGAUCUCAGCUUGCUGUCCAGAAUCCCAGGGCGGCCCUACAAGGAACCUGCAGAGAUAAAAGUGGAGAGGGAAGACUCUCUCGACAGGGACAGCAAAGACUUCAGCAAACAGAGCUCUGAGAAAAGCUCGAGCAAGGCCAAGAGGAAACACAAGACUAACGAGGAAGGCACAAAGCCAGAGACCAAGCGAAUCAAGCUAGAGGAUAAAUCUACAUCCCAUCAUAAAAGCAGCAGUAAAGAUUCUAAAAGGUCUUCGGAAAAGAAAGAGGAGCCAGUCCCCUCUCCUUCCAUGCGGACAAUUAAGGCAGAGCAUCCCAGUCGAAAGCGGACAGUCAGCCAGUCCUCCACGUCAUUGUCCAGCGGGACAGGAAGUGGAAAAGAAGGGAGCCACAGCACCAAGGGCAGCUCCACCUCCAAACAUAGAAAAGGAGAGGAAAAAGGGCGCAGCACACGUGACGGCAAGGAGAAAUCCUCAAAGGGUUGCGAUAACCAGCUGGCUGUGCCCCCGCUCUCCACGGACGGCUCCAAGUCUCAGAGAUCCAAGCUGGUGUUUGAGGACAGGGUCCAUUCAGCAGAUCACUACUUACAGGAGGCCAAGAAACUUAAACACAAUGCAGAUGCACUGUUUGACCGUUUUGACAAGGCGGUUUUCUAUCUGGAUGCCGUGGUGUCUUUCAUUGAAUGUGGUAACGCGCUGGAGAAGAGCGCUCAAGAGGCAAAGUCUCCUUUCCCCAUGUAUGCUGAAACGGUGGAGCUUAUCAAAUACACUAUGAAGUUAAAAAGCUACAUGGCCCCAGAUGCUACUCCAGCAGACAAGAGGCUAGCUGUGCUGUGCCUGCGAUGCCAGUCUCUUCUCUACCUGCGGCUGUUCAAGUUGAGGAAAGACAGCGCUCUAAAAUACUCUAAAACACUCACCGAACACCUAAAGAACUCUUUGAGCAACACCCAAGCUCCCUCUCCUGGAAUGGGAAAUAAGACGGCAGGUAUGCCCUCUCCAGUAUCUCCCAAACUCUCACCGGGCACAGCGGGUGGCUACUCAGCAGUCAGCAGUACCAGCAGCACUAGCUCGUCUGUGACCAUACCUCAGCGGAUCCACCAGAUGGCUGCCAGUUAUGUCCAGGUCACCUCCAACUUCCUGUACGCCACCGAGGUCUGGGACCAGGCUGAGCAACUAUCUAAAGAGCAAAAAGACUUCUUCACAGAGUUGGACAAAGUUAUGGGACCUCUGAUUUUCAACACCAGCAGCAUGACAGAACUGGUGCGUUACACUCGGCAGGGCCUCCACUGGCUGCGCUUGGACGCAAAAGUUAGUCCCUAGCGAGGACUCACUCCCUGCAAGCUGCUUUUCCACACACCCACACCUCAGCCUCUUGUGUUCGGCAACAUCUGCUCAGAGACAGACACACAAGCGCACGCACGCAUGCCCUCAAAAAAGACAGACACACAAACACAACCCUCCUCUGGUCCUCCAUUUACACACACGUGUGAUGAACUUCUCAGACAUAUCUCCAACACUGUGUCCAUUUCCUACACCAGCUUGCCAAAAAACAAAAAAAAACAAAAAAACAAGACAAAAAUACCAACACUGAGCAAUUUAGAGCAUCUCUCACCUUCGACGGCACCACACAGGGAGAAGCAUCCAAACUGCAGCAGGAGUCAGAAGAGCUUAUCGCCUGGCUUCACACAUAUAUCGGCAUUCUUAAGAAAUCUUCGAAGGCCAUGUUUUUAAUCUCUUCAGCAUGGAAGCACUGGGUGAAUUAUUUAUUAUGAAUACACUAAAACUCUGCUUUGGUUUUUAGGCUACUUUGGCUUUGAACUUUUUAUUUGUCUUUGUUUCACCAAAGUACCUCCCAUGAACACCAAAGGUGCUUUAAAAAUGAAGGUUUCUCUUUAUCAUUUCUGUGCCUUGUAUGUCAGCUACAGGAAAAUAGUCACCGGUCAUAUCUGAUUCAAUUAUUUUCCUUUUCUUUUCACAGUUUUUACUUUUUUGUUUUUUUAACACUUAACAGUUGUUUCAGCAGUUAUUCUUGCAGCAUUUACUGGGUUUGUGUUUUUUUUUUUUGUUUUUUUUCUGUUGUUUUUUUUAUGUAUUUGCAAAGAUGGUGUUGGUCACCACAAAUUAAACCUUGAAGAAUCCCACUGAAGAUUUAAGUACUGAAGGAAGGGCUACUGUGCACAGCAGAUUUCGUGGGGCACACACAUAUUUAUUAAUGAUCCCUAAGGACAUCUGUUGAUCGGUGUACUUGGCUCAAAAAGUGCCAUUUCAUUUUUCAGAAUCAUGAAAUGUGAUUGCCCUUUCUAAUAAAUUAAACGCUUCACAUGGCCUCCAGGGGUCGCUAGCGGGAGACCUCAGCAAGAUUGAUGAUGGCAAACGUUGAGAUUUUCCGCCUCUUUGAAGCUUCACAAUUCGGGGUCUUUGUUUGAAAUGUUAUCCCACUCGUAGCGGCAUUGUUCAUUCAAAAAUUUCCUAGAGGACGAGCCGUUUCCAAAUCAGUGUUAUUCUUUUUUUCUAGGGAACAGCAGGGAGUGUUUAAGUAUUGAAGAUCAUGUCCACAUCCAAUGCAGUCACAGUACAUUUUAUAAAAACUGGGUCUGAGUUGCCGCUAAUUUGGCUGAACAGAAGCUAAUUUAUUUGAAGGGAAAUAUGUCGUCUGGGGAAUGGAACUCAUCAGCGAUGCAGAUGAUCAGUGUUGUAUUUAUACAGCAGAGUUUUAAAUCUAUGAUUAUAUAUUUCAAGAAAAAGUAUAAAAACCAAUAUAGAUUUUAUUUAUAUACCAACCAGUUUCUUUUUCUUCCUUCUAGCCAAGCAAAAGUAUAACAUGUCAGACGCAUAAAGCAGGGUUACAACAGAGGUUAUAAGAACAAGUAUUUGUAUAUGUUCCUAUUUAAAGUUGUCAAACUGUAAUCGCACUUGUAUUACAAGAUAGUAGCUGGCGCAGUAUGUUAACAUUGCGUUGAUUUUUAAGUUGGCAUUUGGAUUUUACAGUAAUUCACUUCUGAACAUGAACUGUCCAUUUUGGUUGUUUCAAGCCCACUUUCUAUCAAAAUAUGCUGGAAAUACUAAAGCCUGGACCAGAUGGCAUUCAUUUUGUUUUGGCUGGACAAGAACGUGCCAGAAAGAUCUAUAAUGCCUUUUUUAAUUUAUUUUUCCCCCUGCAUGUCAAGACUAAACAAAAUGCUGUUUGGCCCAGGUUUGACCCUUACUUUUUUUCUUGUUCUUUUCUUGUCAUUUUCUUUCUUUUACUGGCUCCCUGGCCUUUGUUUUAGGAAGGGAUACUGUUAUUUUCUCUUACACUUGAAAAAAAAAAAAAAGCAAGUCAUAGGAGGUAUUAUUUUAAUCUAUGCAGGAUUUUUACAAAAAAAGAAAAAACUGUUUCUGUGGAAAAAAUAAUUAUAUUUUUAUGUUUGGGAUUCCUCUGUCCCCCACUUUCUUUUUCCCACCUCAGUGAGAAACCUGUUGAACUCAAAUCCAAUGCCUUUAGCUAUUGCAAUUUUGUGUACUGGUUUAGUAUGCGAGCUUGGCUGUGUGUGUGUGUGCGUUCAUGUGCGGGUGCAUGGAUGUGUGUGUAUAGAUCUGAUUUUAUAACCAAACACAGAUGGCUUUAGCCAUUUUCUACUUAAAGCUGGAGGCCACUUUUCUCAUAGGAAUUCCUCUGUGGGUUUUGCCAGCCCAGUCAAUGUCUUCAUACACUGGUACACUUUGUAAGUAGAGGUCAGCGCCUUGUGUUCCCUACACUAUCUUGUACUCAAAUGUAAAAAAGAAAUGAAUUAAAAAAAAUAUCCUAAAACGAAAAAAAUAAAAAUUUAGCAUUAGAGAAAAUUUUUAACGAUUUGCUACUCAUACUUAUUUAUUUUUCUGCCCCUUUUGCUUAAUGUUUCUUUCCUAUUUUGCCUUUUUAAUGAGCACCGUUUUAUGAAAUAGGAAGGUGUAAAUGUAACGGGGUUGUUCAGGAUGAGAUUUCAUUGUAAUUAGUAAUUAAUAUUAAUUCUAACUUGAAAGAAUCCAGGGUAAGAUGAGGGUUUUUUUUGUUUUGUUUUUUUCAUUCAGUAGGAAAAUGUUAACACUUGCAUGUUUCUAUUUAAAUACAAAUGUAUAAAUUGUAAAUAUAACAUUUCUUUAAGGGUGAAUUUCUACUACAGGUUGACAUUUUUAUUAAAUUUAAAAAUGCUGUAAAUAUACUUGUGAGAUACUUUAUGCACAUUUUUUUUCCCUUUGGGAUUUUUUUUUCCUUCUUCCAAGUGGUUACAGAUUACACUCCUAGUCUGUUAACUCUGUAUAUCAAAUGCUUUCUCAGUCCUUUUUCUAACUGUGCUGGUAUUCUUUGUCUUCUGCUUCACUGUCUCAGUAUCACGGUCGCCGCAUAAUCAUUAACGUCUCUCGAUCCAAGUGCGAAUAUUUUGUCUUCUCUGUAUUUGAUAUGGAGCUGUGUACUUUUUCAUGAAGUGUAUAUUGUUGAUCUCAUGGGAUGGAUGGAUGGCAUGUGUACAGUCUGUUCUGUAAAACCAUGUCUGUUUCUUCCUCAGAGAGAGGUAUAUUUACUAUGUGUCCCUUUUGAACAAUUGGUCCAACAUGUCUUUUGAAACAGAGGUAUUUCUCUACACAUCAAAACCAGUUGUAGCAGUUUAUACAGUAAGUUGUAUAACACCUUUUUUUCUAGAAGUUGUCUCAGAGCCGAGACCAGCAGCAUACACUAUGUACAAUAAUCUAAAUUGGAUUAGUUUUAAGAGAACUGAUGAUAGAGAUACUAUAUAUGAUGGAUGCAAUAUGAUUAAAGGUACUCAUUGAAGUUUGAUCUUCAAACUUAGGUAAUGUAAUUUAAAAGCAUUCUUGUGAAGUGAGUAUUAAUUGUGACUAAUAAAAGUCUGUCCUGAAUAUUCUUUGUAUUUUGCCGUAUUGAGAAUAAAAUAUAUAUGGAUAUGUU
Neolamprologus brichardi is the source of this 7783-nucleotide messenger RNA. NCBI's taxonomy places the organism in Eukaryota, Metazoa, Chordata, Actinopteri, Cichliformes, Cichlidae. The record is from RefSeq and is a predicted model, not a curated record.